Molecule: messenger RNA, 2523 nt
Organism: Phalaenopsis equestris
Lineage: Eukaryota; Viridiplantae; Streptophyta; Magnoliopsida; Asparagales; Orchidaceae
Product: pentatricopeptide repeat-containing protein At5g24830
Exons: 4
Coding region: 71-1960 (629 amino acids)
Molecular function (GO): protein binding
Source: RefSeq, a predicted model, not a curated record
CUUCGCUAGUCCCGACGUUAUCCUUAGGGUGUUUCAUGUCAACGCUUCUUCCUUCUCCGUUUUUUAGUAAAUGGUGUCGAUCGUCGUGGGAGAAGAUUUCUAUCACAUCAUUCGGACAUUUUGCACGGAUCUAAGAAACUUUCCUCUCAUUCGGGCAUUAGGAGAUCUCUUCUGCCAAGAAUUCCACCCCCUUCACCCCGUGAGGACAAACGAGCGGCGGCCGACAUCGGAGAUUGAUAGCGUGGCAGUUCAUGCAGAAGAGCCCUUCGUAACCAGCCCGGAAGAGUGGUUCUUGAAGCGGAACAGGCAUCAAAACUAUGAAGAUGAUGGAGAUCCAAAUUUUGUUUUCGAUGUAUUGGAUUCGGUCAUUGUUGGGACCAUGGAGCGGCUGAAGAAACUCAGGGAAAGCAUCUCUUUUGUUGGCAAAUGUAAUUUAUAUGGAGAAUUGGCUUCUAAUCUGAGUUUCAAUCAUAACUUCAAGCCUGCUUGUGAAACUGAUUGUCUGCUAAUUAGGAAUUUCUGUUUCAAAAAUAAGGCAGAAGAUGCUCUACUCCUACAUAACUUGUUACUGCAGAGUCAUGCUAAGCCCGAUUUGGCUACAUAUAAUAUCCUUUUGAAUGCACUUUGUAAGAUUGGCAACUUGUGGACUGCGGCUUGGCUUCUUAAUGUGAUGUCGAAAGUCGGAGUUUCCCCUAAUAAUGUAACGUAUAACACUCUUAUUUACGGAUAUUGUCGCUCCGAAAAUAUAGAAAAUGCUCUCCAUUUGUUCUCAUCGAUGUACAGUAACGGAGUAAAACCCAGUGUCGUCACUUGCAAUAUACUGGUCCAUGCCUUGUGUAAAGAGGGAUUUCUUGAUAGAGCGAAGAAACUCUUGGAUGAGAUAUUAGAUCAAAAUAUAGAUGCAAAUUUAAUAACGAAGACAAUUUUUAUCGAUGGAAGUUGUCGGAGAGGAGAUUUGAAACACGCACUCGAGCUCUGGAAUGAUAUGUUCGAGGAAGGACUAAGCGUUGAUCGCAUUGCAUAUAAUGUGCUCAUUAAUGGGUUUUCUUUGGUUCAAAGCACACAUCUUGCCUAUAGAUACAUAUGUGAAAUGUGUAAAAGGGGUUUUCUUCCUGAUAUUGUGACAUUCAAUACACUUAUAAGUGGCCAUUUUAAGGAAGGGGAUAUUGAGGAAGCAUGUGAAAUUCAUGAAAAAAUGGGGCUUUUUGGUGUUGUGCCGGAUCAUAUGUCAUACAGGUUGCUCAUUCAAGGUCUUUAUUUACACGGUGCGCUAUUCAGAGUUUUUGGGUAUAUCCUAAAUAUGUUGAAUGAUGAGAUGGUUCCGGAACCUCUUAUUUGGAAUCUCGUCAUGAAUGGCUACGCACGAAAUGGUGAUACUGGGCAUGUUAUUUUUUGGAGAAAUAUGAUGAAAUCAUGUGGCGUGAUUUCCAAUACAUACACUUAUAAUGCAUUGAUCCUGGCGGAAUUGAAGGGAGGGAAAAUAGCACUAGCUUUAUCUCUUAAAGACGAGAUGAUAUCUAUGGGACAGUUUCCUGAUGUAGUCACAUAUAACAUGUUAAUUCGUGCUGCAUGUAACAUCGGUUGUAUGAAUCAUGCAAAUAAUUUACUUCAUGAGAUGCUAAACCGAGGCUAUAAACCUGAUAUAAUCACUUACACCGAGUUAAUUCGAGGUCAUUGUUUAAAAGGCGAAAUGAAGAAGGCGGAAGAUAUCCUUAGCCUGUUAGAGAGGACAUUAUAUUCUUCCCUUGAUCAUGUACCAUUUCAAUUAAUCAUUAAACACUAUUGUAGGAGGGGAAAUGUUGUAGAGGCAUACAAGGUUUAUGAAAAAAUGUUAAGGAACGGUCUUGUUGGAAGACAUUCCUUGUAUUAUUCAUUAUUGACAGAGCUAAGGAAGGGAGGUUUCCAUUUUGAAGCUAGUCAAGUUCAUCAUAAACUGAGUGGUUUGGUGCUACAGGGAUGAAAACUUGGGCUAAUAUAGUAGCAUUCAGUAGAUGCCAUGAAGUCAUGAACUUUUGAAUCCACAUAGCUCAAUUCGAGCCAACUCGUUUCAAUUUUGAGCUGGAUCAAGUUUGAUUUAAUUUCGAGCCGAUUGGCUCGAAACUGGAUGCAACGAGACACGAGCCGAUAUUGAGCUGUAUUCAAACACUUCGAGACAAUCUCGAGCCGUCCUUAGCUCGGCUUGAAAUCAAAUUGUUCACUGCCUUAGUCUUGAGCCUCAGAGUUGUUAUGGCGAUCAACUUAACUAGUUCAGUUUUUGUUUGCACAUGUGCAUCAUUGCUGCUGCAUUUUGCGAAUGUGGGUGAACUCUUCAAGCCAGCUGCAACAUCCAUAUUUUCAGAAUUGAUCUGCUGUAAGAUAAUCAUCCAACUUACUCCUCAACAUCUCAAUAUUUAUUAUUAUUAUUCAGUUUUGUAUUAAUAUUUUCAUCCUGAAAGCUAUAAAUUUUCACGGUUCAUGAUUAUCAUUAUAUGGAAUAACUCCUUCCUAUUUGCAACCCCUUACCCUAGAUUUUUAUAGCGCCAU